AUGACGGUGGUGGCGUCGACCGCGGCGGGGAUGGUGGGGGCGGCGACGGCGGAGGUGAGGACGGGGGCUGACUCGGCGGCGGCGGUGAGGGCGGCGGUGACGACGGCGGUGGCGUUGAGGGCGGCGGGGAUGGUGGAGGCGGCGCCGGCGGAGGUGAGGAAGGGGGCUGGCUCGGCGGCGGCGGUGAGGGCGGCGGUGACGACGGCGGUGGCGUCGGGGGCGGCGGGGAUGGUGGGGGCGGCGACGGCGGAGGUGAGGACGGGGGCUGGCUCGGCGGCGGCGGAGAGGGCGGCUGUGACGACGGCGGUGGCGUUGAGGGCGGCGGGGAUGGUGGGAGCGGCGGCAGCCGGAGGUGCGGACGGGGGCUGGCUCGGCGGCGGCGGUGAGGGCGGCGGUGACGACGGCGGUGGCGUUGAGGGCGGCGGGGAUGGUGGGGGCGGCGACGGCGGAGGUGAGGAAGGGGGCUGGUUCGGCGGCGGCGGUGAGGGCGGCGGUGACGACGGCGGUGGCGUUGAGGGCGGCGGGGAUGGUGGGGGCGGCGACGGCGGAGGUGAGGACGGGGGCUGGCUCGGCGGCGGCGGUGAGGGCGGCGGUGACGACGGCGGUGGCGUUGAGGGCGGCGGGGAUGGUGGGGGCGGCGACGGGGGAGGUGAGGACGGGGGCUGGCUCGGCGGCGGCGGUGAGGGUGGCGGUGACGACGACCUCUCGCUGUGCAGCUUCAUGAGCCAACGAGAUCACGAGUGGCGCGCGUUUGCCGACGCUCAGGCAAAAGCCAAGGUAAAGAUUGCAGCUCCUCCGGACUCGGCGCUGGAGUCGGUUGCGACGGCAAAGGAGUGCAAGCUCGACGCCGGCGCUGCGACUACGACCGCUGUCGUCAUCACCAUGCCUUCAGUAACAACUGGCUCUGACCGUUCCGACGGGACCACGAGGGCAUGGUAG
This is a messenger RNA of Emiliania huxleyi CCMP1516, 939 nucleotides long. RefSeq lists its product as hypothetical. The coding region runs from base 1 to 939 and encodes 312 amino acids. The record is from RefSeq and is a predicted model, not a curated record. Lineage: Eukaryota; Haptophyta; Isochrysidales; Noelaerhabdaceae. The transcript is spliced from 2 exons.